AUGGAGAGCCACUUCGAGCGAGUGCUGGCUACGGAGGCCGUUCCUAAACGCCCUGCUGUCUUAACGUCCCCAUCUCAUGCUGCUAAACGUACUUGUGUAUUUCAUGAAGCUACUAAUGCAAAAAUAAGUGCAAUUGUCGAUAGUGCUGAGGCACAGGAAGGUGACGCGCUGGAUGCCCGAGCACUCAAGUCCAUGGUCAAUUCUUUGAAGAAACAGGUACAACGCAACGCUUUAGCCCGGGAAAAACACGCAGAUGAACCGACGAAAUUCCUCGAGUCAGAGCUGGCGCUCGACAGUGAGUUGAUACGCUGGAAACAAGUAGCAGCCAAACCGGAGCUCUUCGCCGUCAUGACGGAGCUGCACGUGCCUCGGAUGCUGCUGGGACUCUUUGCACACGAGAAUCUGGACAUUCGAUUGGCUGUAAUAAGUCUAUUGGCCGAGCUGACGGACGUGGAUGAUGCUGUAGAGUCCUUGGAGCCAACGAGGAACCUGGCCCAGCAUCUUGUGGACGAGAAAUUGCUGCCGUUAUUGGUCACUAACUUGUUUCAACUGGCUGCUGCAACGAAUCAGGUGAACGAAGAUCAGAUGGAUGAAGAGAUAACGGGGAUUUACAAUUCGCUGCAGAUUUUAGAGAAUCUGGCGGAUCUAGAGCCGAAAAUGUGUGUGGAAGUGGUGAAGAAGACGGCGAUACUGCCGUUUUUGUUGACACAAGUAGCCCCUGCGAAGAUGUUUAGUGAGAACAAGUUGUAUGCAAGUGAGAUUCUGUCGAUUUUACUGCAGUCUGGGCCAGAACCGAGAGAGAAAUUUGUGGCGUGGAUGGGGAACGAUCGGCCGAAAGAGGAGAAGGAGGUUGCGACGAAGAAGGAGGUUGAGACGAAGAAGGAAAAGAGCAGCAAGGUAGAUCUCAUGGAUGACUUGUUGCAAGCGCUGGCGCCGUAUCGGAAAAAGGAUCCAGCCAGUGAGGAAGAAGAGGAGCUGGUAGGGAACUUGGUGAAUGCUCUGUGUAGUGUUUUGCUCGUGCCGGAAGCACAGAAGCAAUUUCGUCGCCUGGAAGGAUUGGAGCUGCUACUGCGUUGUAUGAAGGAUCGUAAGCGGUUCAUGUUUAGUGGCGCAUUGCGUGGUAUGGACCACGCACUUAUGGACAACGCGCGCAACUGCGAACGCUUGAUUGAAGUCGGUGGUCUUCCUAGCGUUUUCUCGGUAUUCAUGGGACGGCACGGUAAGUACGAGUUAAGCAGCAAUAAGAAAGCUAGCAAAGCGAGUGAGCGUGCCAAGGAGGAAGAACACGCAGCUAGUUUGAUAGCUUCCAUGUGUGCUUGGGUGCGUGAAGAUGCUCCUGCUGAUGGCUAUGACCGUCUCUAUGCCAAGUUUGUUGAAAACGAGAUGGAGAAAAUCGAUCGAUUGGUGGAUCUGUUUGCUAAGUAUCACGAGCGCGUUGAACGUAGCAGUCAUCAUCUUGACGAAGAAGAAGAUGAAGAUAGUCACUACUUGCGACGUCUGGACGCCGGUUUGUUUGUGCUCGAGCGGAUUGCAUUUGUGGUGGCGCAUUUGUGCCGUUUUUCAACGAAACUGCGGGCCUGCGUGAUGGUCAAGUUUUACGAGCGCAAUAUGGAUAGUGAGAGUCUAACAGCUAUUUUACGCGAGCAAUUAGAGCUUUUGAUUGCCGAUGAAGGUGUUGAGCACAAUGAUGACGGAUCGAGCGCGAAUGAAGUGAAGGAAGUUGUCAAUGCCAAAGCCAAGGAAAUUCAAAAAGUGCAGCUCCGACAAUUGUUAGCGAUACUUGAAAAAGACGAAGUAAUCCGAGAUGAGAAGGAAGUCACAGAGCAGAUGGAGACGGAUCAAAUGGAAAAAUAG
Peronospora farinosa is the source of this 1854-nucleotide messenger RNA. NCBI's taxonomy places the organism in Eukaryota, Oomycota, Peronosporomycetes, Peronosporales, Peronosporaceae. The record is from the annotation of a GenBank genome assembly.